GUUUGGACCUCAGGCUGUUCGGAUUGUACCUCCCAGAUUCUAAUCUAAUUGCACCAACAAUGGCGGUUUCCAGAAAUCGAAGAAGUUUAUAGCGUUUGCACCUCAGGCUGCUCCAAUUGUACCUCCUAAAUUCUAAACCAAUUGCACCAACAAUGGCGGUUUCCUGAAAUCUUACUCAAUCGCCCCAUGCUCAAUGGGGUCUCAAGGGAUUCUAAUUUUCUGCGAAUUCCCAAUUCCAGCUUCUCAUAAUCACUUCCGCAAAUUCAUAGCUGACGGCGGCCGUAAAAAUUACAAGACGCGUCGGUGGCGGUUUUUUACCGGCGGCCGGAGCGGCGGCUCGCGGUGGGAUAGGGACGUGAACUCGAACCCCAAUCGACGGUCCAGAUUCAGCGACGCUUAUGCGACGGACGAGUUCGGUGAGGAGGAUGGAUUCGGGUUCAGAAACACCGUGAAGCAGAGGGUUUGGUGGUCCGAUGAUGAUGAUGAUGCAGGAGAUGAAGAAGAAGAUGGCUUUGGGAUUCUCGAAGCUUCGAUUGGAUUCGACUGGAUUUUUAAGAUACUUCGAGCCUUUGGAUGGAUGGUUCCAGCAGUUGUGAUCUCAUUUCUGAUGGGCACGGGCCCUGAUGCUAUCGUCAUGGCGUUGGCUCUUCCCCUUGCUCAGUCAGCAUUUGCUCUAGCUGCUGACACGCUUUGGGGGAGGGCCGAUGGAACCCCAAGACCGAAGUCUAAGAGGAAGAAGAGGCCUUUCGCUGGAUCUCAAGCUCGUUCUAGAGCAAGAAAAGAAAAAGAAGCCCGAACUCAGAAGAGGAAGGAAGCUGGGAAUUACAAGUCAUGGUUCGAGGGCAAUAGUAAUUCUGCAAAGGAGAGUAGGAACUGUCAAGAUUUUGGAGGGUGGGACGAGCUAGAUAAUCCAGUGAGAGCGGACAAGGAUCCUCGUGUGACGCCUAUUAAGAAGGAUGAAGAGCCAGGAGCCAACGAGAGGUUUAAGAUAAGUAGGAGAACAAAGGGCGAUAGUCCAUUGCUCAUGAGACUCUUGAUUGCAAUGUUCCCAUUCUUGGGAUUUUGGACCAAGUUAUUCUGAUCCUGAGUUUGCAUACAAAAUUAUUCUACACGGAUGCUAAGGUCGCUUGACAUUUACACGGGUGAGGAUCCAGAACGAGGCCAGGCCCGGUGAGGAUCCAGAGGAUCGACACUGCCAGUGCCCUUAAAGGUUCGGUUUCUUUGGUUCCAGUUCUCCCAUUUCAGACAUGAAUCAUAUUAUGAGCCUUUGGUAUGGUUUGCACUGCUAUUAUUCGUUGUGUCGUUGUCAUUGUCAUUGUGGCCCGGUCGAGGAAAUGAUUGGUAUAUGUCUGUACUACGGUUCUCAUUCACGAACCGUUCUGUGUAUUCAUCGUUUCUGUUUAGACGAAUGAAGCUGAAUAUAUAUAUAUUUAUACAAUCUUACAGAAUAGAAGUUUGACAUAGAACUCAAUAUACGACUCUGUUACACAAAGAAACUUAGCUACCAGUCAAAACAGAGCAAAAACAUCAAAUUAUAGGCAUAUCAAAUAUUGUUAUCAUAUACCACUAGUUCUUGACAUGCUUCACAGCCUAAUGCGUUUUGGAAAACAUUGGUUCCUUUGUGGUAGAUGCUGAAUUCUUGAACAUGCCUGGAUCAGUGUUCCGGUGUCGGAGUCUCCCUCGGCUCGAUCCUCGUCAUCUUGAACUGUGGCAGAUUGGAGUGGUCUUCAUGGUCAUGGUAGAUGUAGGCUAAACCACCAUGCCUGGUGACAUCCAUUCCGGCCAUUUCAUCGUCGGCCGAAAUCCUCAGCAGCUUCAGCUUGUGGAGGGCCAAGAACAGCGGCGCCAUUGUCGCCGUAACCCACGCAAUGAUCACCAGGAUCUGGAUGAUCUGGGCAGCCAAGAGCUUCCCGCCACCGCCCAUGAGCAGCCCGUAUGGCCUAUCCGGUCUCCCUGGGUAAACCUCGUUCACGAAAGCUUGCUUGGCGAAUAGCCCGGUGAAUAGCAGGCCCCACGCGCCGCAGCCACCGUGCAGCUGCGCCGCCUCCAACGGGUCAUCAUACUUCACCUUCUCGGCCAGCUUGUUGAACCCUAUCAGGACACAAGACGCCACAAAGCCACAUAUGAUUGCAGCCCAUGGCUCAACCACGGAGCAGCCGGAGGUAAUCGCAGCAAACCCUCCCAACAGUCCAUUGCACACAUCAAGCACAUUCCAAUGCCCAACCAAGAGCCUCUUCCCAAACAGGGUGGUUAGGGCAGCCGUGCUCCCAGCCAAUGUCGUCGUGACAGCCGUCCUCCCCACCGCGCUCCACUGGCCGUAGUAGGCUCCCCUCGUGCCGUACGACUUCAAGAUCGUCAGGAACGAACCGGGGUUGAACCCGUACCAACCGAACCACAGAAGGAAGGUGCCUAGCACCACUAGUGACGCGCUGUGGCCGCGCAGAGCGACGGACCGGCCGCUGUGGUCGAACCGGCCUAUCCUUGGCCCCUCGAUGAGCGCCCCCCAUAGACCGGCAAUGCCACCGACCAUGUGAACCACACCUGAACCGGCAAAGUCGAUGGCUCCGGAGCCGAAGAGAAGGCUCCCACCGAUCUUCCCUGCGCCGGCCCAACCGUCGCCGGACCAGACCCAGUGGGAGACCACCGGAUACACGAACCCGGUCAGGAAUGAGGAGUAUAUCAAGUAUGCCACAAAUUGAGUUCUCUCUGCAAUGGACCCGCUUGUAAUACCUGAUCACAACAUGCAACACCACAAUAUUAUGAUUGUACUAAUAUACCCUUUACGAUGCUUCAAGAUAAAUGUAACAAAAAAUCUCAUAUGAACGACGACAAAUGUCUUGGUAAGAAUAAGUGUUAUUCUUAAAUUCUAGUUCAAACUUUGAUUUGGUUA
Molecule: messenger RNA, 2890 nt
Organism: Salvia miltiorrhiza (redroot sage)
Lineage: Eukaryota; Viridiplantae; Streptophyta; Magnoliopsida; Lamiales; Lamiaceae
Exons: 2
Coding region: 194-1081 (295 amino acids)
Source: RefSeq, a predicted model, not a curated record